AAGUUGUAUUUCAGUUUUCAUAAGAUGGGGAAUGGAAGUUCGAGUGGAUCAGGUCCUGAUGUUCAAGGCUUUACAACAAUCCUCAGCAUUGACGGGGGAGGAGUGAGAGGAAUCGUUCCUAGCGUAGUUCUUACUGCUCUAGAAGCUAAGCUUCAGAAGUUGGAUGUGGAUAACAAGGAUGCGAAGAUUGCAGAUUAUUUUGACUUUGUUGCUGGGACAAGCACAGGAGGUCUUAUGACUGCCAUGCUCACUACUCCGAAUGCUGAAAAACGACCAACUUUUGCAGCAAAAGAUGUUGUCCAAUUUUAUCUGCACAAGAGUCAACUCGCAAAACGUGAUAAAUCAACUGAUGCUGGAAUAGCAGACGUUUGUAUUGGCACGUCUGCAGCGCCAUAUUACUUCCCUCCACAUAAUUUUAAAACAACCGUUGAUUUCAACUUAGCUGAUGGCGGUCUUGCAGCCAACAAUCCUUCAUUGCUAGCCGUGUGUGAGGUGAUGAAAGAACAAAAGAUGGAUGGUCGUGAGCUUCUUAUUCUUUCACUUGGAACUGGAGCAGCUGACCAGAGUGACAGGUAUGUGGUUGGAGAUCCCAGCAAAUGGGGCCUCUUAAGAUGGCUUUGGUAUAGCGAGAACAACGGCAGCCCCUUGAUUGAUAUCUUGACAACUGCACCAGAUGAGAUGAUUUCGACGUAUAUAUCCACAAUCUUUAAAUAUUGUGGCUGGGAAGAUAACUAUUAUCGUCUUCAGGCUGAGAUGAAACUCUCUGAGGCCAAGAUGGACGAUGCAAGCCAAGAAAAUCUGAACAAUCUUGUGAAGAUUGGUGAAGAUCUUGCCGCAAAGCACGAUGCCGAACUUGAAGCCCUUGCGCAAAAAUUGAUUAAGAACAGGGAUGCUCGCUUGGCCAGAAAUAUUUCUGGUUGAUACAUUCUGCAGUAUACAAGUGUUUCUCCUCUGAAGCACUAUGAUAUCUACUAUUUUAUAUGAUCUUUUUUAUUUGAAAAAUAAAUAGAGGCCUGCUAUAAUGUUAGUGCUGGAGUCAACAUGAUGUCGAGGCCGGCAUCGUUGCAAAACCAAAGCCAUGUUCUGUGUUCUAAAUUCAGGCUUCUUUUGUGAGUUUGUGUGGAGUGAUGAGUUUGAAAUUAAGACAGCUCGACGACUUUGUGUAAGAAAAAUAAUGUAUUUUUUUUCUUGAGUUUACCAUAAAACGAAAGAAAAAGGAUCUCCAUGGUCGUGUAGUGUAAAAGUUCAUGUGUUUUGAAUAAAAGGUGAUGAAGUUCUGUUUGGGUGUC
Molecule: messenger RNA, 1289 nt
Organism: Populus euphratica (Euphrates poplar)
Lineage: Eukaryota; Viridiplantae; Streptophyta; Magnoliopsida; Malpighiales; Salicaceae
Product: patatin-04/09-like
Exons: 7
Coding region: 25-921 (298 amino acids)
Biological process (GO): lipid metabolic process
Molecular function (GO): glycerophospholipase activity; monoacylglycerol lipase activity
Source: RefSeq, a predicted model, not a curated record